This is a messenger RNA of Bactrocera tryoni, 2630 nucleotides long. RefSeq names its product SH3 domain-binding protein 5. Gene Ontology annotation, molecular function: protein kinase inhibitor activity. NCBI's taxonomy places the organism in Eukaryota, Metazoa, Arthropoda, Insecta, Diptera, Tephritidae. Gene Ontology annotation, biological process: negative regulation of protein tyrosine kinase activity; intracellular signal transduction. Gene Ontology annotation, cellular component: cytoplasm. The coding region runs from base 812 to 2587 and encodes 591 amino acids. The transcript has 8 exons. The record is from RefSeq and is a predicted model, not a curated record.
AAGAUUGCUUAGCAGCGAGUCAUGGCAUUUUCACGGCAGGUUAAAUAACAGUAAAGUGUGGUAGAAGCUUUUGAACUGGUAACACACAUACACACACCAACACUGGGUCAGCCAGUUAGGCAGCAGGCAGGCGAGAAGCAUAGCCAUAACGACGACGACGACGACGGCAACGAAGAGUUGAGUGAUGAGUUGUGUGGAAAACGGCCAGCAAAAUUAAGGUAACACUCGGUGGCAACUGGCAGUGUGUGGUGAAAAUCGGACGCGAGCGGCAGACAAUGUCAUGACAAGAGGACCGUCAGUCAGGCAGCUAGCAGUGAAAAUGAAAAUGCAAAAUUCGCUGAAAACAGGAAAGUGACGCAAAAAAAUAAAAUAAAAAUUCAGCAAGCGUUGUGGCGAAGAAGAAGCAGCAUUGAAAAAAUACGAAAAUGUGUUGAAUAAUACAAGAAAAAAUAUUUGUGGAAAACAAAAGAAAAUAUUUUUAAUAAUUGCAAGCGUGUGUGUGCCAUAUCAGAAAAAAAAAAAUAAUAACGCGAGCAAUUGUCUCGUUGCUGCAUGAAAUUGCUCGCAAAGUUGUGUAUAAGUGUGUGUAAACGGCAUAUGCGCUUAACCUAGAAAUCGCCAGCGUAUUUAGUAUAAAGCAAAUAUAUAUUAUAAUAAAUUUUUUAGCAUACCAAUUUAUUUAAAAAUCAUAUAUGUAUACAUACAAAUAAGUGUAAUAAGUAUAUAUGUAAGUGUGUAGAUAGUGCUGAGAAACACAGGAAAACCAGAAGCAAUAGCCGCAAAGCAUUCAAAUAAAUUAAUCGAUAACGCUAUGUCAAUGGAAAGCAAUACCCCGGUGGAUCCCAGAGUGCAGGUUGAACUGGAGAAACUGAACACAGCAACAGACAAUAUCAACAAAUAUGAAGUGGAACUCGAUGAGGCGAAAUGUGAUUUCAAGCGUAUCUUGGCGGAGAGCGAGGUGCGCAUCAAGCAGGCCGCACACAAAUUGGGCAACUCCAUCGAGGCGGCGAAACCCUACUAUGAGUCGCGCAUCUAUGCAGCGCAAUUGGCAAAGGAGACACAACAAGCGGCAGUCAAUUACGAGAAGGCCAAAUCGAUACAUUCCGCUGCCAAGGAGAUGGUCUAUUUGGCCGAGCAGGGGCUGGGUGAGAAAGCGACGUUGGACACCGCCUGCCAAGAAAUGCUCAGUCAUGCUACCACCAAAGUGAAUCAGUCACAGGUGGAGGUGACGGAUGCUAGGAAUACGCUGAAAAUGUGUCAGCUCAAGUUGGAAGUGGCCAAUAAUCGUGUGGGCAAAUUGCAGGGUCAACUAAAGCAGGCCAUACGCGCGUCGAGGCCCUUCUACGAGGCGCGCGCCAACUAUAACGGACUGCUGAAAGCGCAAAAGCAAAAAAUCAAUGAACUGGAAAGCCGCGUGACCGAGGCGAAAAUGACUUACAAUGAGGCGUUGAAGAACCUCGAACAGAUCUCUGAAGACAUACACCGACAGCGGCAGGAGCAACGCGACCUGCUCAAUGACACACUCUUGCCACAGCUGUGCGCCGUCAAUAACGCCGCGGCAACAGCGCAAAGCUAUCAACACUUUCCGCGCGAAGAGUUGGACGCAGCCGAGGAGUAUCUGCAAUUGCCCGCGAAGCUCAGCACACAGUCCAGUCCAGUGCAUCAGCGGCGCUUCGACGAGCACGAAUGUCCACACUUGCUGCAAGACUUUCCAACGCUCAAUCUGAGGGAGAAACUCUCCACAAGCGGCGGCAUGCACAAGUCGGCCAGCACCAGCGCCACCGGCGACAGUCUCUUCGGCCACACACCGCUGCACGGACCAUACGAAGUGAAGUCGAGCGGCAACAGCAGCAGUGGCGGUGGCGCCGGCAGCGGCAGCGCGCACGAUGCCAGCUCGAGCACCGGCGCCGACGCCGACGACAAUGACGAUAUCGAGCAAUGGACUGAAAUACGGCUGUCACACUCGGAGAGCACAAGUUCCAGUUACUCCAACCAAUCGCUGCUGCACGAUCAGCCAGGCGGCGGCGGCGCUGAGGAUGCGCAAUCGCAUCACUCAUCAUCGUCCUCCUCGGACGAGCCGAAACGCAAAGUCACCUGUACGACGAUCUUCCACGAGGAUCAGCUGAACAAAAAGCAAAGCUUAAGCCAAUGGCUGUCGCGUUCGAAUAGCUUGAAGAUGUCCGGUCGACGCCAGAGCCUUGAUUUACUGAUCGAUGCGGGCGACAAGGUAAAGGAUGUGUUUAGUUUCGGUUUCCAAAAAGUGGGGAAAUCGCUGGAGCGACGCAACAGCGAAUCGGAGAUGAAUGCCGAGAAUGCGGACGGCAAUGCGAGCGGUGCGGCGGCUGCGGGCGCGGCGAGCGGCGGCAAAACCUCAUCGGCUGGCGAUUUCUUCCUCUUCUCCAGGUCGUCAGAGCCGAAAGAGCUGCUCUCCGACGAGCAGGUCGAGAAUUUAUUGUUGAAUCCCAGCCUGGAUGAGAAUGGUGUGAUAAUUGUUGAGCAACUUAAAUCGCCGUUACAACAGCCAAAUCCCUAUGGCAUGGCUGCCACGCCGACCACUACAACAACCACAACCACUUUGCUCUUCUAAGCGUUAAUUAGCGUUAAAGCAUAAUGUUUAAUAAAAAAAAAAA